Messenger RNA from Callithrix jacchus (white-tufted-ear marmoset), 5106 nucleotides. It is a transcript of the gene PDE1A, whose product is annotated as phosphodiesterase 1A. Gene Ontology annotation, molecular function: 3',5'-cyclic-nucleotide phosphodiesterase activity. The record is from RefSeq and is a predicted model, not a curated record. Gene Ontology annotation, biological process: signal transduction. NCBI's taxonomy places the organism in Eukaryota, Metazoa, Chordata, Mammalia, Primates, Cebidae.
UAAACCAUAGGCUCCUGGGCACUUUGGAGGGGCUUUUAUUAAAAAAUAUGUGGAUGUGUGUGUAUUUCCAUCUAUUUUUUUCCAAGAGAUGUUUCCUUUUAGUUGGAAAGCCACAUUUGGGUACAGACAUCUGGGUAUAAUGUCACCAGCAGAAAUUAGCAAUUUUUGUUUUUCUAACUUUUGUAGCUCUGGUCAGUUUCACAUGGGCUUCUAUCAGUUGAAAUGGCAUUUUCAACUUCAGCCAAGAGGAGGUUAUUAGGUUAUAAGUGCUAAAAAUGAUGAGUCGUCUCCACACUUCAGUGUGAAUAAAAGCAAAAUUAUAAAAUAAUUAUAAUCUGAAACAGAGCCGGCCAUGCAACCCGAAGCUAUCUUUCUUCAUUAAUUAGUAUACAGUUCUUAUUUUAAGAGAAAAACUUUCAGAGGGUACUCACAUGGGACUGCUGAACCAGCUGUACAACUUUUAUUUUGAAGAAAAAAAGUUGAGCCUCAGAACAGUCUGUUUCAAAGACAGGGAGGGACUUAAAACAGUCUGUUUUAAAGACAGGAGGGACCGUUCUGAGCUUGACCAGCAUGUGGAAGGAGAGCUCUCAUGGCUGCGAUAACUUAGGGAAUUCCUACCUGGGUGGCACUUGGGGCAGGAAGUUUUCUGUUUGUUUUGUUCUGUUUCAGAGGGUUCCGUGCACUUCUCUUGCCAGGAUUAACGUGACUCUUGGUGGUUUUUGCACACCCUGCUCUGUGGGGGAGUACCCCAACGUGCCUGUCUUAUGUGGCCUCUAUGGACACUCUGCUCAGCUGGCAGAGAGCAGGCAAGUUUUCUCCCAGCACCCCAAAAGAGAAAGAGGAAACUACCUUUUCUUUCUGGGCUCCUUGCAGCACAAUAGAACAGGAUAAGCUUCCACAUUUCCUCUGUGGAGUUUCUGGAGUGGUUUCCAGGAAGAAGUUAAACCUUCACCUUUAAAUGGAUGACCAUGUCACAAUCAGGAAGAAACAUCUCCAAAGACCCAUCUUUAGACUAAGAUGCUUAGUGAAGCAGCUGGAAAGAGGUGACGUUAACGUGAUUGACUUGAAGAAGAAUAUUGAAUAUGCAGCAUCUGUGCUGGAAGCAGUUUAUAUCGAUGAAACAAGAAGACUUCUGGAUACUGAAGAUGAGCUCAGUGACAUUCAGACUGACUCAGUACCAUAUGAAGUUCGGUACUGGUUGGCAUCUACCUUUACACGGAAAAUGGGGGUGACAAAAAAGAAACCUGAGGAAAAACCCAAAUUUCGGAGCAUUGUGCAUGCUGUUCAAGCUGGAAUUUUUGUGGAAAGGAUGUACCGAAAAACAUAUCAUAUGGUUGGUUUGGCAUAUCCAGCAGCUGUCAUGGUAACAUUAAAGGAUGUUGAUAAAUGGUCUUUUGAUGUAUUUGCCCUAAAUGAAGCAAGUGGAGAGCAUAGUCUGAAGUUUAUGAUUUAUGAACUGUUUACCAGAUAUGAUCUUAUCAACCAUUUCAAGAUUCCUGUGUCUCGCCUAAUUGCCUUUGCAGAAGCUUUAGAAGUUGGUUACAGCAAGUACAAAAAUCCAUAUCACAAUUUGAUUCAUGCAGCUGAUGUCACUCAAACUGUGCAUUACAUAAUGCUUCAUACAGGUAUCAUGCACUGGCUCACCGAACUGGAAAUUUUAGCAAUGAUCUUUGCUGCUGCCAUUCAUGAUUAUGAGCAUACAGGAACCACAAACAACUUUCAUAUUCAGACAAGGUCAGAUGUUGCCACUUUGCAUAAUGAUCGCUCUGUCCUUGAGAAUCACCACGUGAGUGCAGCUUAUCGACUUAUGCAAGAAGAGGAAAUGAAUAUCUUGAUAAAUUUAUCCAACGAUGACUGGAGGGAUCUUCGGAACCUAGUGAUUGAAAUGGUUUUAUCUACAGACAUGUCAGGUCACUUCCAGCUAAUUAAAAAUAUAAGAAACAGUUUGCAGCAGCCUGAAGGGAUUGACAGAGCCAAAAUCAUGUCCCUGAUUCUCCAUGCAGCAGACAUCAGCCACCCAGCCAAAUCCUGGAAGCUGCACUAUCGGUGGACCAUGGCCAUAAUGGAGGAGUUUUUCCUGCAGGGAGAUAAAGAAGCUGAGUUAGGGCUUCCAUUUUCCCCACUUUGUGAUCGGAAGUCAACUAUGGUGGCCCAGUCACAAAUAGGUUUCAUUGAUUUCAUAGUAGAGCCAACAUUUUCUCUUCUGACAGACUUAACAGAGAAAAUUGUUAUUCCUCUUAUAGAGGAAGCCUCAAAAGCCGGAACUUCUUCCUAUGUGGCAAGCAGCUCAACCACCAUUGUGGGGUUACACAUUGCUGACGCACUAAGACGAUCAAAUACAAAAGGCUCCAUGAGCGAUAGGUCCUAUUCCCCAGACUACUCCCUUGCGGCCGUGGACCUGAAGAGCUUCAAGAACAACCUGGUGGACAUCAUUCAGCAGAACAAACAGAGGUGGAAAGAGUUAGCUGCACAAGGUGAAUCUGAUCUUCAUACGAACUCAGAAGACUUAGUAAAUGCUGAAGAAAAACAUGCGGAGACACAUUCAUAGGCCUGAAACACCUUAAAGACUUCUGUUAUUUUAAACAUGAGAGGACAAUGAAAACAUCAUAAAUUCUCAACCUUCCACAAAGCUAUAGCUCCUCUUUCAACACAGAAUUGGACUGGGCCAUUUUAAUUGACCCCUAUACAAGGAAUUAAGAAGAACAUAAAUUUUGAGCUAGCAACUCUGGCCAAAUAAAUACACUCAAGUUCUUAUCAGAGUUUUUGGCCAGUGCUUCUGCCAUUUUUUUCUCUCUGCAAUUUGGCCUUCUUCAAUCAAGCCAGAGAAAUUUUUGAGACAAAAGUCGGACAGUUUUUAAUUUUUCUUGCUCUGAACCCAGUCAUAAUGAUUGUGCAAUGCAAGUGCAGAAGACAAAAUAAUUUAAAAUUUACUUCCCUGCACUGUCUUACGCAGAGUGCUAUAACUAUAACUAUAAUUUUUCACGGUCUUAAAAGGAAGCAAAAACAAAAUUAUGGAAAAAAAAAUCUUUUUGCAGUGCUGAGGAAUGGACUAUUUAGAUUGUCCUUCUUGUUUCAAAUGCAUAGGAGCAAAAUGACAGGCGUGAUUGCCGAGGAGUUGGUUGAAGCACCAGAGCAAUGCUACAAUCCAAUAAUGGAGCAUCAGAACCCCAGCUAGGUGACCUGAGGAACACUUCAUGGUAAACUCUCAUGCUAAGAAAUAGCAGUGAAACCUUUCUCUGAACCCCUUGGACCAGCCUGCAUCCAUUCCCGUGGUUUCAAAGCAUGAAUGCAUAACCUCCAUGGGUGUGGUUACAAGCAAGUCACACGCUAUCUGCAGUUCAUGAUAGGACCAUCAGCCAUUGGUGGAGACAGACGCUAGAAUGGAAAAUGAAAUUUGCCUGUCGGGUGUUUAUCCCAUCAGGAUGUAACAAAACAUAUUACCAGCCAAGAAAUAAGAUACAAGAAUGUGUAUGUGUGUUCAAAAAUGUCUAUGAAAAUGAAAGCCCACACUUUUCUGUACAGAUAACAUUAUUUGACGUGACUUUUAUAUGUUACUACACAGAAACAAACUGCAGCCCUCAGAGGCCCUGCUUCCUUGUAAUGUUUUGCCUGAGCAUGUGCAAAAUCUUUCCUUUGCUCAAAGCUGAAAAACUACCUUUAUGUAUUAUUAGCUGACAAUAAAGCUCAAGCACAAUUAGAUGUUGUAACUUUUCACUGUACAAGCAUUGCAAUGACUGUGAGCUUCAGUGAAUUUGUCUUUGUGAAAGGUAGAAAUUGGAUGGAAAGAAUCAAGAGUAGCUAUCAAUUAAAUCAUGCAAAGGAGGAUCCAUCCAUCCUAACGAGUUUUCUGCUGCACCUGCUUCAUUCCUAGGUUCCACAAUGCUAAGCAAUAUUUUAGAAAAGGAUACCUUCAGAAGCUUUUAAGCCUAAGUGGUGAGAUUUUAUAACUCAUAACUUAGAUCUCUCUUAAUGUGUAAGCCAUAUUCUAUAUGCAUAUUUAGUAUGCAUCAUUCAUUGUAAUUUAAGAUAUAUUUGGGUGUAGGCUGUAUAAAAUGCUUUUGAUUGUUCCGUGAAGAGAUCCUUAGCUUUAGUUUCACCAAAAUCUCAUGCAAAACACAGCUAAAUAAUUGAAUUGUAUCAUAGACAUUACAAUGCAAUUGAUACUUUAAAUGUAAGCAGUAAGAUUGAUCUAUAAUAACAUGCUGGGGGAAAACAUUUAUAGAUAUGUACAUCAUGGUGACUUAUUAUCCUUUCAAAUGGACUUUUUAUUUCUAUUUAUGGAGAGACUGUAACUACCGCUUUGAAUGUCUUUUUAAAACAAGCUAGAAAAUAUUGUGCAUUUAAUAGAAUCUAUCUGGAGAGUAUAAUUACUAUUGUUCCUAUUUGAGCCAGUUGUCUUUCAGUAAAGCUAUAGAAUCUCUCAAAGAAGGAUUAAAUAUAAAUACUACUUCUCAAAUGUCAUAGGAAGCAUAUCCAUUUUGUUUCUAUUAAUAUUUUAAGAUCUAUAAGACCUUAUUACUAAAAUAAUAGAAUAUAAUGAAUUCAUCAAUUUAUGUACUUGGGAUUGAACCUAAUUUUCCAGGUUUUGCAACUUAUAAAGCACUGUGACCAAAUUUCCAGAGAGAGUGCAGAACAAAAACAGUUUCACUCCUUCAAAAGAAUUGUCACACUGCUGCUGUGCUUACUUGCCUAAUCUCUCUCUAUCUGCUACACUCCCUCCUUCUCUUUCUUUUUCUUUUAAGCUUUUAUAUUUCUUCCUUCCCUUGUUAUCCUCUCUGUAAGACAGCUACUACCUAGCACUAAUUAAUAGAAAGUCAGAAUGGAGGUCAUCUGUGCCUGUCCCUUCUGCAAACAUUAAUAUUGAGCCCAUCUGAAGAGAGGGAUUGAUGAGUUAGGCUGCUGCACCUUGAAUGUCCUGCUUUGCAUUUUUAACCUCAGCUCCCCAACAUAUGUAUCCUGCAAGUUUAUAUGCCUUUUCACUUAACCAAAACCUCUUUUAUUUAAUUUUUAACAUGACAACCUACAAUUCUUGUGUUUUUAUUAUGGUGUAUUUCUCUGUUUUUCUUAUUACAUGUGAUUGCUAAAUAAAUCAUGUUUGAGGGAAAA